AUAUUUUUGGAAGACUAGCAGCGGGAGAGGCUUGCACUAGCUGUAAAGGGUCCAGCAGGCGAGGAAAAAGGUCCGGGCAUUGACGGAUGGUUACAUUCGAUGUGCCAUAACAGGUAGCCAUGGGCAGCGAUCAAUAAAACAAUACUGCACCCCGCCGGAACUUGCGCACGAUAAAGACAUCUCACGAGAGUUAGGCCUGGUGUUGUAACCAAAAGAAGAGGGAGCACUGGGUAUGGCCUCGGAAGGGGCGGUAACAACGCCACGGCGACGAACACGAGAUCUGACUAUAACCCGCUACAGCGCUGUACGAUGGAGCUAUAGCUGUUGCCCAGGGAAGUGCGCAGUCGAAUUAGCUGGCCGUUGUGGUAGCGCUCACACCAGCAACGAUAACCUCGGUCAGCACAUGGGCUGCCUGCUCACCAUUGAAGCAACACUCGAAUGUCACCACGUGACAUCUAAUUGUAGCUUUUCCUUCGCACAGCCCGAUUAUAAUAUCUAUUCGACCGGAAGACGUGGAGUAGCACCAUUCCGAGGCCCCGAGGUCAGCACCGGAAGCUGUAGGCGCUGUCGCACGUUUCGCGAAGCGUAUGAGUUCGCACGGAGGUCCUCCUCUCAGCGGAUACAACGGCCUGUCAACUGUCUGCGCCCCAGACGUCGCGACGAUACGCGUCCGCUGUCACGGCAGUCGAUAUGGAGGCAACGGGUGAGGGAGCGAGGCUAGAAUAGUGUUCGGGUUCCGUGCACGCUCUUUAAAACACGCCGUGUUCCAUCAACGCUCAACACGGAGUUUCAUCCCUUCGCCAGAAACACGUUUGCCGUAGAAAUCAGGGUCU
Molecule: messenger RNA, 833 nt
Organism: Alternaria alternata
Lineage: Eukaryota; Fungi; Ascomycota; Dothideomycetes; Pleosporales; Pleosporaceae
Exons: 2
Coding region: 233-721 (162 amino acids)
Source: RefSeq, a predicted model, not a curated record